UUUUAUCACUUCAAAAAAUGGAGAGAAUUAAAGAAGAAUGUAAUUGUAGUUUUUUUCAAAGAUCAAAACCUUAUAUAGCUAUGAUUUCUUUACAAUUUGGUUAUGCAGGAAUGAAUAUUAUAACCAAAGUUUCACUUAAUAGAGGCAUGAGUCAUUAUGUUCUUGUUGUCUAUAGAAAUGCCUUUGCUACUAUAGUCAUUGUUCCUUUUGUUCUCAUCCUUGAAAGAAAAAUCAGGCCAAAGAUGACAUUAAUGAUGUUCUUGCAAAUAUUUGUAUUAGGUCUUCUAGGGCCAGUAAUUGAUCAAAAUUUUUACUAUGCUGGACUAAAACUCACUUCACCAACAUUUUCAUGUGCUAUGAGUAACAUGCUACCUGCUAUGACAUUUGUCAUGGCAGUCCUCUGCAGGAUGGAGAAAGUGGACAUAAAGAAAAUUAGAUGUCAAGCAAAAGUAUUGGGAACUAUAGUAACUGUGUGUGGUGCCAUGUUAAUGACAUUAUACAAAGGCCAUGUUGUUAAUUUAAUUUGGUCAAAUAAUAUUAAUUCUAAUGAUACUCAAGUUACUAAUAAAACUUAUGAUAAAGAUUGGGUAAAAGGGUCAAUUCUCCUCAUAUUUGCUACACUUGCUUGGACUUCUUUCUUUAUUCUUCAGAAUAUAACGAUGAGGAAUUAUACAGCUCCAAUUUCUCUUACCGCGCUCGUUUGCUUUAUGGGAACGUUGCAAUCGAUCGCGGUAACAUUUGUAAUGGAACAUAAAAAUUCGGUUUGGACUAUCGGUUUCGACAUGAAUCUUUUAGCUGCUGCCUAUGCUGGAAUUGUGUCAUCAAGUAUAGCAUAUUAUGUACAAGGACUUGUAAUGGAAAAAAGAGGACCAGUUUUUGUGACAGCAUUUAGUCCAUUAAUGAUGAUUAUUGUUACAAUUAUGGGAUCUUUUAUUCUGGCAGAAAAAAUAUAUAUUGGAGGAAUUAUUGGUGCAGUGUUAAUAAUGGCAGGGAUAUAUUCUGUUCUAUGGGGAAAAUACAAGGAGUAUAAAGAAAAGGAAAUUGAAGAAUUAAUAAUUCAUGAACCAGUGAAGGGCAUUAAUGGAAAUAAUAAAAUGAUGAUUCUUGAAAAUAAUGAUAUAGAAAUGCAAAAAAAUUGAUGAAAAUUCCCAAUUCCAGUAGUAGCUAAUUAACUAGCUAUUGGUGUAUCAAAUGAUUAAUUUUUUGGUUUAGGAAUUAAAAGCCAAAAAAGAACAGAAGAAGGGCAUUUUUUACUUUUUUUCUGUUCUUUAAUCUAUUUUUGAGAGAUAUUUUGAGUUUUUUUAAAAAA
This is a messenger RNA of Solanum stenotomum, 1309 nucleotides long. Its product is annotated as WAT1-related protein At5g07050-like. The transcript has 7 exons. Gene Ontology annotation, cellular component: plasma membrane. Gene Ontology annotation, molecular function: transmembrane transporter activity. Bases 18 to 1139 code for a protein of 373 amino acids. Lineage: Eukaryota; Viridiplantae; Streptophyta; Magnoliopsida; Solanales; Solanaceae. The record is from RefSeq and is a predicted model, not a curated record.